UCACAUCUGUGCAUGUACUGCUGGAUUUGAGAUUUAAAGUGGACUGGAAAAUGUAUUACAUCAUACUGCUUCAUCUCUACCAAUCCAAGCUUUAAAUACUUUAAAAAUCACACAUACAAACACACACACACACACACACACACACAGGCAUGAAUUAUGACAUGUGAUUUUAGUCAUGCGCAUACCGAGUACGGUCCUACCACCAAUAACUUUCACUUACACUUUUAUAGAGCAGAAGUAAUAUUCUGUUUUCUUGGGCUUGACUAUUAAUGCCUCUGAAUAUUUUGGGCUGGGUCUCGGUAGGUUCUGUGCUCUUCUGCGCCAUCAAGCGGCUGUUGUAAAAACAAAACCAUCAAGCACAACAAAACUCGAGUUUCGCCUCUGCUUUUAAACUCUGGUGUGAGUCGGGGAAGCCAGAAGUCGUUAAGUGUCCCGUUUGUGGCGUUUCUGUGAUGUUUAAUCUUCAGAUGAUCCCCACAGCUAUGAUGAAGCUUCUUCCUCUCCUGUGUCUCUGUCUCCUGACUCGGCCUGGAAGAACAUUUGUUGACAAACACGGGCCAGUGACCAUCAAAGUUAAAGAAGACGGUAAUGUUAUUUUACCCUGUUCCCUCAGCACCAAGGAGAACAUUGAGUCAGAGCUCUUUGACUGGAAGAAAGAUGGUCAGAAGGAAGUUUUCCUGUAUGUUGAAGGCGUUCAUUCCAAUAACGGCCUUCCAGGUCAAGAUGAGCAGUUUAAAGGUCGUGUCUCACAUUUUGAACAUGGAUUGCAGUACGGCGAUGCCUCCCUAAUCAUCAAAAAUACGAAGGUGUCUGAUAGUGGAAACUACACCUGUAAUUUUCCAGAUCUUCAGCAAAGACAAAUAUUCUUCAUUCAGCUUGUUGUUGGUCGUGUCUUAAAGGACAGAUCAGGAGGAAACAUCUCAGGUGCAGCUCCAAAGCCAUACGUCACCACACUGGAUCAAACAGAGAACCGCGCUGUGCUGCAGUGUGAAGUUCGAGGUGCUUUUCCGAAACCUAAAGUGGAGUGGAAGAACAGUGCUGGAAACAAACUUCCUGCUGAGGAGCCACAGGUCUCAGAAAGAGGAGGCAGCUUCUACAUCAUCCUCCAAACUACUGUGAUGAAGACCGACCGCUAUCGCUGUGUAGCCACACAGGAGGAGAUCAGCCAUCAGAUUCAUACUGAGACCUUCAUAUACAUCCAUGGGUUCCCCAUUGGAUUUGUUGUUGUUGUGGUUAUUGUUGUUGCCCUUUUAAUUGGUGGUUGGAGUUAUAUUAUUCUUAAGCAUUAAGCGUUUUGUUGGUUUUUACACCAGGGUAGGAUCAAGGAGGAAGGGAUUUCAGGAUUUCCUUCAAUAGUGACAAAAUAUAGUCUUAGAGAUGUUAGUGAUAAAUCUUAAUGAUUUGGGUUUUUUUUAUUUGUACUAAAAAAAGCCACAUCCAAAUAAAGGAUUAAAAGCUAAAGGACAUCAACGGACCACAGAAUGCAGGAUUGGUUUGUCUCAGUGCAUUGAGUUGGUCAGCCGCCCAGUAAUCAGACGGCCCCACGCUGGCUGCAGGUUGUUGUGUUCACGGCCACUGGUGUUUGGUACGCUGUGCGACCAGUCGAUCGGCUCGGCCAGGGUAUUAUUCUGGGGGUCUGCUCUAAUCGGCUGGCAGGUGAAGAAAACUCUUGCAGUAAACGGCAGGUAACCCUGGCUUAGUUCGUGGGUGAUGUCCUCUGUGUUACAGCUGGCGUAACUAACCACGUGGCUGGGCUCCGACUCCUAUAGCUGAUUAUAGACAGUUCAAAUCGAGAAGCCGGAGCCUUUGUUGUUGAAGUCGGUUGCUAGCCAAAAAGCUCAAGGAAGAAUGGAGAACGAGGGAGAGAGGCGUUCUUUCUACAGCUAUAAGUGAUGCCACUAUUUUGAGUUUGACACAGUCUUAAGAUGCAAAGAACAUUGUUGUCUUUUUAGGAAGGGGCUGGGUGGGGUGU
Molecule: messenger RNA, 1972 nt
Organism: Micropterus salmoides (largemouth bass)
Lineage: Eukaryota; Metazoa; Chordata; Actinopteri; Centrarchiformes; Centrarchidae
Product: butyrophilin subfamily 3 member A2-like
Exons: 5
Coding region: 453-1289 (278 amino acids)
Source: RefSeq, a predicted model, not a curated record